AUGUCGCUGAAAACUAUGGGUUCAUCUCACCCCGUGCAUGCAGGCCAGCAUGGCAAAUGUGACUGUGCGAUCCCUCCCUGGUGGGAGGCCGACGAGUGCCAGUGUGAGUCGCAGGCGUGUGGCAAUCCUUCGGUGACCUUCCGAAGCUUGUUCAGGGAUGAGGCGGGCGGGACGUGUGGCCCUCGGGCGCGAGCAGCCGGGGAUGGCCAACGAGUGAUCAGCUUCAGCCUCUUCGGCAACGACUCCGAGUACUGGAAGGGGCUGGGCCAGAUACUCCCUGAGGUUGAGAAGCUUUACCCUGGGUGGAAGGUCCGCGUGUACACAAACCCUCGGGGCCGUGCAGCUGCCCUCUGUCCACUGCUGCACCGCCACCCCUCGCUGCUGUUUGUGUGUGACGUAACCAACCUUCCGCCCCCCCUCGGCAACCUCUCCAGCGUGCACCCCAUGAUUUGGCGAGUGGCGCCCCUAGGGGACCCGCAGGUGGACACCAUGAUAGUUCGGGACACUGACUCCCAGGUGACCCAGCGGCAGGUGGCAGCGGUUCAGGAGUGGCUGGCCUCGGGCAAGGCAUUCCACGUUAUGAGGGACCACCCCAACCACGAUAUGCCCGUGAUGGGCGGGAUGUGGGGCGCCACAUGGGGCAAAGACCCCGCCAAAACUGGCAGGAUAAUGAGGACUCUCAGAGCCCAGGUCAUCUCUCGGAGCGCUGGGAAGAAACAAUACGGCAAAGAUCAGAGAGUUCUCAAGCAGCGACCUGGGUUACGAAAGAAAUAUGAAAAUUCAUCCAUAUCUCAACCCUGCCCCGAGUCCUGCCGCCCGCCUGCCCACCGUGACUGGCUGUACUGCUGACUCCGCCGCCUGGCCACCCAUCGCCCGAGGAAAGACUGAUUUUCUCUGACACCCGCCGCCUGGCCCACCCACCGCCCGGGGAAAGACUGAUUUCCUCUGACACCCGCCGCCUGGCCCACCUACCACCCAGGGAAAGACUGAUUUCCUCUGACACCCGCCGCCUGGCCCACCCACCGCCCGGGGAAAGACUGAUUUCCUCUGACACCCGCCGCCUGGCCCACCCACCACCCGGGGAAAGACUGAUUUCCUCUGACACCCGCCGCCUGGCCCACCCACCACCCGGGGAAAGACUGAUUUUCUCUGACACCCGCCGCCUGGCCCACCCACCACCCGGGGAAAGACUGAUUUCCUCUGACACCCGCCGCCUGGCCCACUCACCACCCGGGGAAAGACUGAUUUCCUCUGACACCCGCCGCCUGGCCCACUCACCACCCGGGGAAAGACUGAUUUCCUCUGACACCCGCCGCCUGGCCCACUCACCACCCGGGGAAAGACUGAUUUCCUCUGACACCCGCCGCCUGGCCCACUCACCACCCGGGGAAAGACUGAUUUCCUCUGACACCCGCCGCCUGGCUCACUCACCACCUGGGGAAAGAUUUAUUUCCUCCGCUCUCAACGGCCAAGUCGUCAUCAUCAUAAUAAUCAUCAUCAUCAUUCCUGCUGGAAAUGGAAGAAGGUAGUUCCUCUUGAUUUGGUGAUAAAGCUGGAUGUUUUUCAGUUUGGUGCCUGGCGGGCGCCGAGUAUUUGCUGAUGAGGAGAAUCGUCACAUCCAAAAACACAACGAUUUAGCGUCCGGAAUUACAUUACGGUAUUAUUCAAAGGUACGAAUUGUGAAAAAUAUUACCGUACCGUAACGUACUACAUGCCCUGCUGCUGGGGCUACAA
Molecule: messenger RNA, 1734 nt
Organism: Eriocheir sinensis (Chinese mitten crab)
Lineage: Eukaryota; Metazoa; Arthropoda; Malacostraca; Decapoda; Varunidae
Exons: 6
Coding region: 1-849 (282 amino acids)
Source: RefSeq, a predicted model, not a curated record